Messenger RNA from Sorghum bicolor (sorghum), 2682 nucleotides. Its product is annotated as xyloglucan galactosyltransferase KATAMARI1 homolog. Gene Ontology annotation, molecular function: glycosyltransferase activity. The transcript has a single exon. Lineage: Eukaryota; Viridiplantae; Streptophyta; Magnoliopsida; Poales; Poaceae. The record is from RefSeq and is a predicted model, not a curated record. The coding region runs from base 384 to 2234 and encodes 616 amino acids.
AAAUCCGAACAAGGAUACAAAAUCCCACGCCGGCCGGACGCUAACCAAAGCCGCUCGCGCUCGUAAUAAGCCCCCUCCUCCCUCCGUCGUCCGGAGCGCCCCCGUAAAGCCAAACCAAAACCUCCCUUUUCCCCUCCGUUCCGCCCCCCACCCCCACCUCUCCUCCCCUUCCCCGGUCUCGCGCGAUCCGCCGAUCCGGUUUCCCCGCGCCCGGUCGCGGAGCACCCUCGUCCCGAUCCCGCCGUUGUUUCGGCGGCCCGGUCCGUUCGUCGCCUUGUUGCCGGGCGGUCUGCCGUUGAUGCGGCGUGGCAGUGGCACGGUUCCUGUGCUGUGAAUUCUGAGAGGUGUCGUCGGUGCGGUGUUGGCUGGCGCGGCGGUCUUCCAUGAGGCGGCGGUCGGUCCUGCCGUCCCACCACGACGACAUGGAGAAGGGCGGCGGCAAGCCGGCGUCGUCGCGCCUCUGCUUCCUCGCCACGCUCUGCGCCAUGUUCUGGGUCCUCAUCUUCUACUUCCACUUCGCCGUCGUCUCCAACGAGCCGGCCGUUUCGGCGGCGCAGGCCACCGGUGUCCGCAUUGACCGCUCUCGCAUCCACAUUCCCGAACUCGACGGCGCGUCCCGCGUCGACGUUCCCCUCGCCCCGCCCGCCCGCGCGUCGGAGCCACCGCCGCCACCUCCUGUCGCGCGCCCCAAGGAGACGGAGACGGAGACGGAGACGGAGACGGAGACGGAGGCGGAGGCGGAGGAGGAGCACGCCGCCCAAGUCCGCCGGGAGGAGGCGCCGCCCAAGGUUGCGGCGCCGUACCCGUUCGAGCGGGCGCUCAAGACGGCGGAGAACAAGAGCGACCCCUGCGGCGGCCGGUACAUCUACGUGCACGACCUGCCGCCGCGGUUCAACGAGGACAUGCUGCGGGACUGCGAGAAGCUCAGCGUCUGGACCAACAUGUGCAGGUUCAUGAGCAACGACGGGCUUGGCCCGCCGUUGGGCAACGAGGAGGGCGUCUUCUCCAACACCGGCUGGUAUGGCACCAACCAAUUCUCCGUGGAUGUUAUCUUCGGCAACAGGAUGAAGCAGUACGAGUGCCUGACCAAGGACUCGUCUAUCGCCGCGGCGGUGUUCGUGCCGUUCUAUGCUGGGUUUGAUGUGGCAAGGUAUCUCUGGGGUUAUAAUACCACGACGAGGGAUGCCGCGUCGCUUGAUUUGGUGGAGUGGCUGAUGAAGAAGCCGGAGUGGAGUGUGAUGGGUGGGCGGGACCAUUUCCUGGUUGCAGGGAGGAUCACUUGGGAUUUCAGAAGGUUGACGGAUGAAGAGUCAGAUUGGGGCAGCAAGCUGCUUUUCUUGCCGGCUGCAAAGAACAUGUCGAUGCUCGUGGUGGAGUCGAGCCCGUGGAAUUCAAAUGAUUUUGGGAUACCAUAUCCUACAUACUUCCACCCGGCCAAGGACGCUGAUGUUUUCCUUUGGCAGGAUAGAAUGAGGAGCUUGGAACGCCCAUGGCUGUUCUCGUUUGCAGGCGCUCCACGUCCUGGUGAUCCAAUGUCCAUCAGAGGGCAGCUCAUCGAUCAAUGCAGGAGCUCAAGCGUUUGUAAAUUGUUGGAGUGUGACCUUGGGGAGAGCAAGUGCCACUCCCCGAGCACAAUCAUGAAGAUGUUCCAGAGCUCUCUGUUCUGCUUGCAGCCCCAGGGCGACUCCUACACAAGAAGAUCUGCCUUUGACUCGAUGUUGGCUGGCUGCAUACCUGUUUUCUUCCAUCCUGGUUCAGCGUACGUCCAAUAUACAUGGCAUCUUCCAAAGAACUAUACAAGGUACUCUGUAUUCAUCCCUGAAGAUGACGUCCGUUCUAGAAAUGCCAGCAUUGAGGAGAGACUAAAGAGUAUUCACCCAGAUGUGAUCAAGCAAAUGAGAGAGGAGGUCAUCAAUCUAAUACCAAAGGUGAUAUAUGCUGAUCCAAGAUCGAAACUGGAGACCUUGAAAGAUGCAUUUGAUGUUUCUGUAGAGGCAAUCAUUAACAAAGUGACAAAGUUGAGAAGAGAUAUCAUCGCAGGCCAAGAAGAUAAAGAUUUUAUCGAAGAGAAUAGCUGGAAGUAUAGUCUGUUAGAAGAUGGACAGCGGACAAUUGGACCUCAUGAAUGGGAUCCAUUCUUCUCAAAGCCCAAAGAUAAAGGUGGAGAUUCUAGUGGUUCAUCUGCUGAAUCUGCCAAGAAUUCUUGGAAAAGUGAACAAAGAGGACAUAGUUGAAACAUGAGUUUCUCGUCUUUGAGAUGAGAUCAAGGGAGCAGAGUUAGCGAUGCUCUCUGAAGAUGCUCUGAUGCAUAUACGUUGCACAUAGGUCAAGAUCCAAUAGUUAUGGUGAUCAUGAACAUCAUUGAUGAUCUAUGUCACCCUACAGUUGUAUGAAGCCAUUCCACCAAAAAUGCUUUGGGGAAAUUUGGAACACAGCCUUUGCGUACCCACCCUCUAUAAAUACCAUUUUUCACACUGAUUUUGCUGUUUUUUGCUCAAUAAUCCUUUGUAAGCCCUUACAGGAUUUAGAGGUAUAUCAGUUUUUGUUCCUAUAUUACUUUGUUUGUUUUGCUGUGUUCAAACUUAGAGCUAUGUGUUUUAGAAUUUGUGGAUAUUACUAACAAUUUGUUCACAUGUUCAAUAUGUAAUCCAAGAGGGGCAUAUGUAGACAUGUUUCCUCAUA